UUGAAAUAAAUAUACGUUUCUGCGAGUUUGUAUAAUUUUCCAAUACGAACUAUUCGAUACGACACACGAGUUAUUUGUUUUGAUCCGAUAGCCAUAAAUAUUGCAUUAGUUGGAUUGUGAAUUAUUUAUUUAAACACCGUUAUUGAUAACUUUUAUGUUAAAAAUAUAGUAAAAUGCCUUUGAAUACAAGGUUGUUGUUGCCUGUUGCGUUAGGGCUGUCUAUAGUUACAGUGACAGCUUUUGUGGCUUACUAUAUUUUUAAAAAGGAUGAGGAAGAAAUAAACGAAAAGACUAUAAAAGCACCAAAAUUGAACACAAUCGAAGUAUCUGUACCAAAAAGUAUUGUUCCUGCAUUAAUUGGUCGAAAUGGCUCCCAUAUAAAAGAAAUAGAAUGUAAAUCAGGUGCAAAAAUUCAUUUCAAGAAGUUCAGCGACAAGGAGUAUGAUGUGUGCAUCAUCAGAGGUCGGAUUGAAGGCACACAGAUUGCGGAGGCGAUUAUACAAGAGUUCAUAAAGCAACAGCCAGUUAUUGAGACGGACACUAUGUUGGUACCGGGAUGGGCUUGCGGUAGGAUAAUAGGCACAGGAGGUGAGAACAUAAACAACAUAAGCCAUAGAAGUGGCGCUCGAGUGAGGAUAGAAGGCUCCCCAUCUGCGGAGAGUAGCACCCAGCGGCAGAUCUCUUUCAGGGGCACCAAAGAGCAGAUCCGAGUUGCUAUGGACCUGAUUGAGAAUUCUGUUGCGCAAGAAAAAUGCCGUCGCGAAAUAGAACAAUCAAAGAGGACACCUCGGGUGACAAUUCCUCCGGCAGCUCCUCAGCCUCAGGAGUCCCCAGGUAGACCGGCCCUCAGACAUGCCAAGUGUAAGCCUGACGAUGUAAGAAAUUAUUUCACCCCAGAUUCAAAUGAUUUGGAAAAUCAAGAUUUAUAUGGCAACAAUGAGUUUCCAGAGGACAUCAGUUUAUUUGAAGAGGCGACCAGUUCGUCUAUCGAAGUGUACGUGUCGGCGGUUUCUUCGCCGUCGAGGUUCUGGGUGCAGUUCGUGGGGCCGCAGGUGGCUCAGCUGGACAACCUUGUCGCUCACAUGACUGAAUAUUACUCUAAUAAGGAGAAUAGAGCCUCGCAUGCACUGCAGACGGUAAGCGUGGGCCAGGUGGUGGCGGCAGUGUUCCGACACGACGGCCGCUGGUACCGCGCGCGGGUACAUGACAUACGACCCAACGAGUUCGACGCCACGCAUCAGGUUGCUGAUGUAUUUUUCUUGGACUACGGUGACAGCGAGUACGUAGCCACGCAUGAGCUCUGCGAACUGCGCGCUGAUCUACUGCGCCUCAGGUUUCAGGCAAUGGAGUGUUUCUUGGCGGGCGUGAAGCCGGCGGGCGACGCGGAGCGCUGGCACUCGCAAGCUAUCGAACGAUUCGAAGAAUUAACACAAGUGGCGCGUUGGAAGCCAUUACUGUCCAAAACGUGUACUUACAAGAAGUCAGUCGCAAUGAAUGGAGAGAAAGACAAGGAAAUACCCGGAAUCAAACUAUUUGAUGUCACUGAAGAGGGUUCAGUGGAGGUGGGGGAGGCGCUGGUGGCGGAGGGGUGGGCGGAGCGCAGCAGCUCGCCGCGCCCCUCGCCGCCGCGCGCCGCCCCCAACACGCCCUUCGGAGACCUCGGCAACUCCAGGGUGCUGGGUAUGUUACCGAGCAGCCGCUCGUCCUCCUUGCCCAAAGACCACAAGGAUGACCGUAGCGAGGAAACCACAACGGAACUAGGCAAAGAUCUGACACCGUUAUCGCCGUCAAAAUCUCUAUCAGCAGGUUUAGAGGCGUCUGAUAAAUUAAAAUCCGUAUCCAAUUUCGACCUAUCGUACUCAGAAUUCGGUAAACCAGCACAAAAUGGUUCAAAUGAAGAUUUUAUUAAUAAAGAAAGAAGUAAUAUUGAAAUAGAAUCGGUUCCCAGCACACCGUCUUUGAAAACGAGAGACGAAUUCAAAGCAAACAUGAACAGAAUCGAUUCUCAUCAUAAUUUAGACGAUUUAAGUCGAACACAGCAUUAGUUGUAUAUUGUAUAUAUGCAAAAACUACAUUAUUACUGUUAUUUUGUAUAUUGAAGGCUUUGGAAUGUUUAAAAGUGUACACGGUUGUUAAUUACCAAUGAAGGAAAAAAAAAAAACUCGUAGUAUUUUGUUUGUAAAAUGUAUUAUGACCAUGAUUUUGCAGGAUUUUUCUAAAAUUCAGAUUUAUUAGUAACUGUCAUUGGUAAAAAAAUGUAGCUAACUUACAGUAACAAAAGUCAGUUAAAUAUAGGCAGCGGGCUAUCAUAUAAUUUAGUUAAAUUGUAAUUUUUUGUCUAUUAUAUUGGGCAAUGUUCCACAUGUUAAAUGUUCAAGCCUUCAAUCUUUAUGUUGUAUUAGUUUUAAUUAUUUAGUAAAUAAAUGACAUUGUUGAUUUGAUACCGUACAUGUAAAAAUGCAUCUCAAAUAUUCGCAGAUACCAACAAUUUUUUGAUCUGAAUAAAGUUUUUUUUACAAGAGACUAUUUCAUGGCAACACCGCCUUCAUCAUAUGUCAUAUUUUUUAGUCUGUGAUUGUAAAUAACUGCUGUUAUUUUUUUUAUAAGUAGAUAAGCUUUAACAUUAUCGCUUUGUAGAUUUUGUAAAACUGUAGAAAAUAAGUCGAAAGUGGAGUUAACUAUACAGAAAAUGGCAAGCGAUUAUUUACUCGCGAGACACUAAUGUUUCCCUGAGUGUUUACUGAGGAAGAUAAUGAUUGUGAGUACAGCAGUUGUAAAGUUAACAAUUUGGUUACUUUAAAAUAGUAAAAAUUCCCGCCAUUUUUUAUGUAAUUUUGAAGUCAACGUCCACUGCAUAAAUGGUGCUAAAUCAGUUUUUUUUUGUAUUUUUUAAUAAAAAGUUACUUAAUAGUUUUAAUUUUCUUUGGUAUACGCAUAAAUGAAAAACAGUGCCAUAAAGUACAAAUAUUUAUUCUGCUGUGAAUGGUAUAUUUAUAAUAUUUGUAGACAGAGCAGG
Molecule: messenger RNA, 3016 nt
Organism: Papilio polytes (common Mormon)
Lineage: Eukaryota; Metazoa; Arthropoda; Insecta; Lepidoptera; Papilionidae
Gene: papi
Product: tudor and KH domain-containing protein-like
Exons: 14
Coding region: 174-2045 (623 amino acids)
Biological process (GO): spermatogenesis
Molecular function (GO): RNA binding
Source: RefSeq, a predicted model, not a curated record